This is a messenger RNA of Prunus dulcis (almond), 905 nucleotides long. RefSeq lists its product as uncharacterized. Lineage: Eukaryota; Viridiplantae; Streptophyta; Magnoliopsida; Rosales; Rosaceae. Bases 91 to 894 code for a protein of 267 amino acids. The transcript has 2 exons. The record is from RefSeq and is a predicted model, not a curated record.
GGGUAUUUUACUCAUAAAUGGGGUAACAAUUCUGGUUGCCAUCUCUUUCCUGUUUUGACAGCACUUGUUUGUUUAUAUUUGAAUUUAGUGAUGACCCAACUAACUUAUAGAACAUACAGUUUUUUCUCCCCUCUAUCUCGCAUGACCCAUAAACCCACAACCCUUUUCAGUUUUCCAGUGCCAAAACCAUAUCUUUGUUGUUUCUUUGUUGCUUCUCUGCUUUUUUGUUCUCUUGAAUUCUGGCCAAAGAUGGAGGAAGAAGCCAUAAGGGUUUUGGGUUGGAAAGUAGGGAGAGAUUUCACAACCCUAUGUGCAACAAUGUUUCCUGUAUUGGCUUCUCUCAUCAUGGUGGUUUUGUUCCUGUGGACCAUUUGGUCUGAAUGUGAAGCUGCAGAGAAGGCAAGCAUAAACAGUGGGUAUAGCAAUUGGGGUUUCUGUAUUGGAGUCUUAACCCUAGUACUUGGUUUCUUGUUUUUGGCUGCUGGGUUUCCUUUACUCGCAGACUUGGUUAUUAAAUUGUUGGAGCAAUUGCAGAACCAUGAGGAGAGCAGAAAACAUCAAGCUUACUUGAUUCCUAAUGAUGCAGGAGGGAAGUUGAAGACAAUAUGUAUCAUUAGCCGCCUAGCUAUGAGCGUCAUUGCAAUGUUCAUGCUAGCAUGGGCCAUUAACACUGGAACAAGGCUUGCAAGUGAACCUAGAAGAGAAGGCAAAUAUUAUCCUCUAGCAUCCCCAGUUGGUGUUGUUACUAUUAUGUUUGGCUUCACUUAUUCUAUCAUUGGACUCUGUGUAAUUGCAGAGCUAGCACUAGAAUUGAUAAAGCAGUUGCAAAGUACAGAGAAAGAAGAAUUAGUUAAUCAUCAAGUUGGCAAAAUAGAUGUCAAAUUUUUUGUUUGACAUUGCUACAA